UUCUUUUCCUUUCUCAUUUGUACGGCCGCCAAAAGAUACCUUCGCUGCGAAAGAUCGGAAGAAGGGGAAAAACAUGGGGAUUCCACCUACCACCUCCCCGUCAGCCUCUUCAUCCACCGCGAACGGCGGUGGAGAGAUCAUGCUUUUCGGAGUCAGAGUGGUGGUUGAUUCCAUGAGGAAGAGUGUUAGUAUGAACAAUCUUUCUCAGUACGAACAGCCUCAUGAAUCGAACAAGGACGGAAACAAGAACAACGAAGAUCAAGGCGAUGAUAACCUCAACGCCGGUUACGCCUCCGCCGAUGACGCCGCUCCUCACACCACCUGGUUUCGCGAGCGCAAACGAGGAGUUCCGUGGACGGAGGAGGAGCACAAGCUGUUUCUGGUAGGACUGCAAAAAGUAGGUAAAGGAGAUUGGAGAGGGAUUUCUAGAAACUUCGUGAAGACUCGUACGCCGACGCAAGUGGCGAGCCACGCUCAGAAAUAUUUUCUCCGGCGAAGCAAUCUCAACCGCCGCCGUCGUAGAUCUAGCCUUUUCGAUAUAACAACCGAUACGGUACAAGCAAUUCCAAUGGAAGAAGAGCGAGUUGAUCGGCAAGAGAACACAAAUCAACCACCUGAGACCAAUGUAUUCCCCAUGAUGCCGGCUGCUUUUCCGAUGGCUUUUAAUCCUUUACUUCCUCCAGUUCCGGCCGAGAAUCCGGUCGAAAAUCUCUCCAUAGCACAGGGGAAUCAAUCAAAUAACAAUGCUGCAACAGCAAACCUUAACAGUCGGGUUCGAGCUCUUCAGAGAUCUGAUCUUAACAUGAGCUUGAAUCCGGCUUCCGAGCCGUUAUCGUUGUCACUCGAGCUGUCUUUGCAAUCUGAUCAAAUGGAUUCAUCACCUUCAGCCUUGAGGCAUUAUCCGUUUCAGGUGAUGCCGAACUUUAGCAACGGAGAUAGCAAUAACAUCAUCAGUGUUGCUUAAGAAUGACAUUGAAUUACAAUAAGCAAAGCCGGGAAAGCUUAGCGGGGAAAAUAAAGAACAAGGUAAAAAAUUAGGUAACUGGUUUUCGAAUCACUUAGUUUUUUAUGUAUAGACUAAAAACAGAACAGAACUGCCAUGUCUCUUGUCUUGUUGUUCUCUUUUGCUACUUAUGUUGAAUUAUUGUUCAUUUAGUUUUUGAUCCGCUAGCUGAUAUAUUAAUAACAAGAUUAACUGAAAAUAACAAGUGCU
Molecule: messenger RNA, 1213 nt
Organism: Hibiscus syriacus
Lineage: Eukaryota; Viridiplantae; Streptophyta; Magnoliopsida; Malvales; Malvaceae
Product: transcription factor MYB1R1-like
Exons: 3
Coding region: 74-964 (296 amino acids)
Biological process (GO): response to ethylene; response to auxin; response to gibberellin
Molecular function (GO): DNA binding
Source: RefSeq, a predicted model, not a curated record